GAGCGGAGCCGCUGAGGGGAGCCGCUGGCCGGCAGCAUGGAGGACCCCGCGGCCCCCGGGACCCCCGGCCCGCCGGCCAACGGCAACGGCAACGGCGGCGGCAAAGGGAAGCAGGCGGCGGCCAAGGGCCGGGAAGCGUUCCGGAGCCAGCGGCGGGAGUCGGAGGGCUCUGUGGACUGCCCCACCCUGGAGUUUGAAUAUGCUGACGCAGAUGGGCACGCAGCGGAACUGUCAGAAUUGUAUAGCUACACCGAGAACCUGGAGUUUACCACUAACAGGAGGUGCUUUGAAGAGGAUUUCAAGACCCAAGUGCAAAACAAAGAAUGGCUGGAGUUGGAAGAAGAUGCCCAAAAGGCCUAUGUGAUGGGGCUCCUGGACCGGCUGGAGGUGGUUAGCAGAGAGCGGCGACUGAAGGUGGCCCGGGCUGUUCUCUACCUGGCCCAAGGGACUUUUGGGGAAUGUGACUCAGAGGUGGAUGUGCUGCACUGGUCCAGGUACAACUGCUUCCUGCUGUAUCAGAUGGGGACCUUCUCAGCCUUCCUGGAGCUGCUCCACGUGGAAAUCGACCACAGCCAGGCCUGCAGCAGUGCCCUGCGGAAGCCAGCCGUGUCCAUCGCUGACAGCACAGAGCUCCGGGUGCUGCUGAGUGUCAUGUACCUGAUGGUGGAAAACAUCCGCCUGGAGCGAGAGACCGACUCCUACAGCUGGAAGACAGCACGGGAGACCUUCCGCAGCGAGCUGAGCUACUCUGUGCAUAAUGAGGAACCCUUUGCCCUUCUGCUCUUCUCCAUGGUCACCAAGUUCUGCAGUGGCUUGGCCCCCCACUUCCCCAUCAAGAAGGUCCUGCUUCUGCUUUGGAAGGUGGUCAUGUUCACCCUCGGUGGAUUUGAGCAUCUUCAGUCGCUCAAAGUCCGGAAGCGGGCAGAACUGGGCUUGCCUCCGCUGCCUGAGGACAGUAUCCAGGUGGUGAAGAGCAUGCGCGCUGCCUCCCCGCCCUCUUACACUCUGGACCUGGGGGAGUCUCAGCUGGCGCCGCCCCCCUCCAAGCUGCGGGGACGCCGCGGUUCUCGAAGGCAACUCCUCACUAAGCAGGACAGCCUGGACAUCUACAAUGAAAGGGACCUUUUCAAGAAUGAAGAGCCAGCCGCAGAGGAGGAAGAGGAGCUUCCUGCGGAUGGAGAGCUGGACCUGCUGGAACAGGACCCGCUGGUCCCUCCUCCACCCUCGCAAGCACCUCUCUCUGCUGAUCGGGUGGCCUUUCCCAAGGGCCUUCCUUGGGCCCCCAAGGUCAGACAGAAGGACAUCGAGCAGUUCUUGGAGAUGAGCAGGAACAAGUUCAUUGGCUUCACGCUGGGGCAGGACACGGACACCUUGGUCGGAUUGCCUAGACCCAUCCAUGAGAGUGUGAAGACCCUUAAGCAGCACAAGUAUAUCUCCAUCGCGGAUGUGCAGAUCAAGAACGAGGAGGAGCUGGAGAAGUGUCCCAUGUCUCUGGGGGAAGAGGUGGUUCCGGAGACACCGUGUGAAAUCCUCUACCAGGGCAUGCUGUGUAGCCUUCCCCAGUACAUGAUCGCUCUGCUUAAGAUUCUGCUGGCUGCAGCGCCCACCUCCAAGGCUAAGACAGACUCCAUCAACAUCCUGGCAGACGUCCUGCCUGAAGAGAUGCCCAUCACUGUGGUUCAGAGCAUGAAGCUGGGCAUCGAUGUGAACAGGCACAAAGAGAUCAUCGUCAAGAGUAUCUCUGCCCUGCUCCUGCUCCUUCUCAAACACUUCAAACUCAACCACAUCUACCAGUUUGAAUAUGUAUCACAACAUUUGGUAUUUGCCAACUGUAUCCCUUUGAUCCUGAAGUUCUUCAAUCAAAACAUCUUGUCCUACAUCACUGCCAAGAACAGCAUCGCCGUGCUGGACUACCCUGGCUGUACCAUCCAGGAUUUGCCGGAGCUUACUGCUGAGAGCCUGGAGGCCGGGGACAACAGCCAGUUCUGCUGGAGGAACCUCUUCUCCGGCAUAAACCUGCUGCGGCUGCUCAACAAGCUGACCAAAUGGAAGCAUUCCCGGACCAUGAUGCUGGUGGUGUUUAAAUCAGCUCCAAUCUUGAAACGGGCCCUCAAGGUCAAACAGGCCAUGCUGCAACUUUAUGUCCUGAAGCUGCUGAAGAUACAGACCAAGUACCUGGGGCGCCAGUGGAGAAAGAGCAACAUGAAGACCAUGUCAGCCAUUUACCAGAAAGUGCGCCACCGCAUGAACGACGACUGGGCUUACGGGAAUGACAUCGAUGCCAGGCCGUGGGACUUCCAGGCGGAGGAAUGCACGCUGAGGGCCAACAUUGAGGCUUUCAACAGCCGCCGCUACGACAGACCCCGGGACUCGGAGUUCUCACCCGUGGAUAACUGCCUGCAGAGCGUGCUGGGACAGAGGCUGGAUCUGCCUGAAGAUUUCCACUAUUCGUAUGAGCUCUGGCUGGAGAGAGAGGUGUUUUCCCAGCCCAUCUGCUGGGAAGAGCUGCUCCAGAACCAGUGAGCUUUCCCAUCAGCCGUCUGGCAGAUGGAGGUCGGCUCAGAUCAACGGUGGUCCAGCAAGCCUGCCCACUCAGCCUUGGCCUCCUGCUUGGAGACUGCUUAUUCAAGGGGAGUUCUGGGCCAGCCCUGGGACAUAGAGGAUAGCUCAGAACUAGACUCUGGCACCUUGUGGACCUAGAGAUGGCAUGAGGUUGGCAUCUAAGUCAAAGCAAGUCCAUCUCCUUGGCCAGCGGUCAGCCGGCUGCCUGGUUGACCUUGGGCGGAUCCUGGCCAGGCUCACUGGAGGGCCCCCUGCCUGUCACGGUCUCACCUCGACCCAGGCCAGCCUUCACUGGCUCUAAGGGUGCGAAGCUGGCAUCCGUCACAGGAAGGGGGCAGAGGGCCAGGUGACAUCACAGGCAGAACCCUGGGUUCCUAGGAACCAUCCAGAGUUUGGUAAAACCAACUUUGAAAUGAAGUGUGCAUUUUACAUUUUAAAUGUCAGAGCGCCUGCGCCUUCGUGGCGGGUUUGAGGACUUCUGUUUCCCAGCACUGCAUGUUACCCCAAGUAUUGCCUAGAAUGUUUCCCCCGUGUUCCUAUGAAGUUACUUCCUUGUGUUCCUUGUCCAGGAAACGGAGAACACUGCCACAUUGAGAGGCCCGGCCAGUGCGAACUCAGCAGGCCUCGCCUAAGGCCGUUUCUUGGUUUUCUGAAAUGACUGCAGUCUGAAAAUGGCCACGCACUCUGCAGAAAAUUAUUUUCACCUGAGUCCUUGUUUGAAAUGACAACUUAACUACAGGGGGUUUAUUUAUUGAGAUGGCAUGGCCAUUUGUGCUCAUGAUUGAUUUAUUUUUUAAUUGAAAAACAGCAAGAGCAUCACAGCUUGCUCUUUCUUCUCCGAUGUUGAACGCCCCCCCCCCCGGGUUUUUGCUGCCAGCAUCCUGUGGGUCACGGGGCCAUCUAGCAGUUCUGCUUCUCCCCGAAAGCGGUGCACAUUCCAGCGAGAAUGGAAGGCUUCAUGUAUCAGCCUCUUUGUACUCCCCCCAGGAAGUAGGCUUUUAGAAAAGUUUGUGAAUCAGUCAGGCUCGUUUUGUCUUACAUCCCACAACCAUCACGUCCAUCUCCAAGCUUUUUGACUUUCAAUGCUCCCCUCCCAGGGCAGAUACCAUUGAAUCCUUUCCCAGUAAGUCCAGCGGCUUAUCCUCCUGCCCUUUGUCAUCUCAUCAGGAGGCUGUGACACAAGGAAUUAUAGGAAAAUGGAAUGAUUAAAUGUUGGAGUAUUAGUGG
Molecule: messenger RNA, 3789 nt
Organism: Ochotona curzoniae (black-lipped pika)
Lineage: Eukaryota; Metazoa; Chordata; Mammalia; Lagomorpha; Ochotonidae
Gene: STRIP2
Product: striatin interacting protein 2
Exons: 21
Coding region: 37-2523 (828 amino acids)
Biological process (GO): cytoskeleton organization
Cellular component (GO): cytosol
Source: RefSeq, a predicted model, not a curated record